UUCCACUCACCCCCGUUGCUACUUGUGUUGCAGGUCUCGUCGACCGCUAGUCACCGCGGCCUCAACCACACUUUCACCUCAUGCGACCCUAAAGCUGCAGUCACUCCACCUCGUCCGACGCCUGUUCCCCUAUAACUCUCACCCACCACUGUCAUCUGUUUCCACCGCCCUGCAGUGAACAUGCGCGAGGUCAACUUCAGCAUCCCGAAUGCCAACAAGGCCUCUGUUGGCAUCACCACUGCCCUCUAUGAUCGCCGGGCUCUCGAUUGCACCUCCACCCUCCCUCUCAUCAACUCGCUAAAUCAUCUCGCCUAUCUGACAACCUCAUCUGCCCGGAUACGCGACAUCCUCACCGUCGAUGGCGGCAUCGAAAGGCUCGUAUGCAUCCUCAAGGAAGGACGGACCAAGGACAUGAUGGAAAUGUGGAAGUGGAACCUGGCAUUCCAAUGCAUCUUCAACAUUGGCGUGCGGGGAUCGGAGAGUGUCCGCACGCGAGUUGUUGAAGCGGAUAUCGUACCGGUCAUUGCGACUAUUCUGGACAACUACAUCACCGUAGUCGACAAGUGCAGAGAGAAGGCUGACAGAGAUCUGAAAAGAGAGGCCCGUUAUGGCAGUUCCAGCAGACAUCACUCCUCCCGCUCCGGAGAAGGUUCCUCGGGUUCAUCUCAUCGGUCCGAGCGUAACAGGCGCGCGAUACCUCCCCCCAUCGAGAUUCCUCUGCCCGUGGAUCGAACUCAGCUGGACCCACCCAACGGAGAUCUCGCUGUUACUCCAGCCUUCCCAUUGAGCUCUCCGCCCGAGCGAACCACCUUCACCCGUCGCACCCACCAUCAUCACAAUCACCAUCGCACCCACGAGAGGGAGAAUCAGGUUUUCUCGACCAUGACUGGCGGCGCCCGCCAUAUCCCUCAGCCUCUAAACACCGCCCUCCCCACUAUGGAGACUACAGAGUCCUUCCCUCUGCGCCCGGUGCGUGAUGUCGAUCGGCUUCCUUCUAUGCUCCCCACUUUCCACGGCGAGAUUACCUCUCAACCCGAGUCGCCUACAACUCCGAACGCUGGCCUUGGUCGUCAAGCCGCAUUACCCGCUACCCACUUAGCGCCACCCCGUCGCCCGUCAAUUCGUCACCAGCUGUCCAUGUCUGGAGAAUCGGAUUUCGAUACCCAGUUAGAGGAUGCCUCCAUCGAAGCUACUGCUUUGGCUACACCUGGCGGUAAUGAGCCCAUUGUCGGCAUUCAGAAUGACAUGAACAUCACAGACAUGGUGGAGGAUGCAGAAAUGCUCGACGCUGGCGCCACUCCCGUCGCCCUGGCUUCUGAAGGAACGGACAACAAUCAAGAGACCUUCAAUAUUACCCACCGGCCAGCCCUGGACGGCAGUUUGGUCAACCCAGCGAACACUCAAACCGCCGUUCCAAUGGGCGGCUUCUCGCCCGUGCAGCCUGCCAUCAAUGUUGUAACUGCGAAUGCUCCACCGCCAUGGUAUCCCCGCAAUCCGCAGGACCGCAGCGCCUUGGCAUGGCAGUCGAGCGCUGUGCUGGCCGCGAUGCCGCGUGACGAAGACGUUCUUAUGUCCCUUCAGCUGUUGGCCUACGUCUCCAAGUACUGCAAUCUACGGUCCUACUUCCAGAAAUCGCAUCUCGUCCCGAAGCUGAAGAUAGGUGCGGAUCUGCAGCUGCUGGACGGUGAAGCGUCCAGCCCCGUCCCGGUGUCGGAAGAGGAAGAGUUGGAGGAGUAUGAACUGCCCGAUGACUUCAACAUCUUCCCUCUGGUGGAGAAGUUCACGGUGCGGCACCACAGCCCAGACAUGCAGUAUUGGGCUAGCGUGGUCAUGCGAAACCUCUGCCGCAAGGACGACUCGCGCGGUGGCAUCCGACAAUGCGCAUAUUACAAGUGCGGGAAGUGGGAAGAAUACGCACGGCAGUAUGCUAAGUGCCGCCGCUGCCGACGCACCAAGUACUGCAGCAAGGAAUGCCAGAAGAGCGCCUGGGUGUUCCAUAGGCACUGGUGUGUCGCUGCGACAUAGGCCGGGGGCCGCAUUAUAAUUCCUUACCCACGUCAUCAUCAUUCAUCAUCG
Westerdykella ornata is the source of this 2076-nucleotide messenger RNA. RefSeq lists its product as uncharacterized. The record is from RefSeq and is a predicted model, not a curated record. Gene Ontology annotation, cellular component: MUB1-RAD6-UBR2 ubiquitin ligase complex. NCBI's taxonomy places the organism in Eukaryota, Fungi, Ascomycota, Dothideomycetes, Pleosporales, Sporormiaceae. Gene Ontology annotation, biological process: ubiquitin-dependent protein catabolic process; establishment or maintenance of cell polarity. Bases 181 to 2025 code for a protein of 614 amino acids. The transcript has a single exon.